Messenger RNA from Echinostoma caproni, 6138 nucleotides. NCBI's taxonomy places the organism in Eukaryota, Metazoa, Platyhelminthes, Trematoda, Plagiorchiida, Echinostomatidae. The record is from the annotation of a GenBank genome assembly.
AUGGCUGUCACAUUCAAACAAGGGACUUGUCCUAAUUGUGCUACUUGUGUACAUUGCGGAACUAAACCAUUCAAACCGGCCGAACCGGGUGAUCCGUAUCGUUCGUUGAUCUCGACUACAACAAUGGUUAACGCAUCCGCGGACGGGGUUGGAUCAUCUAACCGAGUGAGCGUGAUCCCUUGGUCCUCGGAUGUGAACAAAUGCGCAGCAUGUAGCCUGGCUGAAACACGAGGAGAUGUUUGUCCCGAAUGUGAUCGAGCUUAUUUACCCUCUGCGAAACAAAUGAUCCAGUGUGACAGUUGUCAGUUGUGGAUGCAUCGAACUUGCACAAAGCUGACGGUGGAUGAAUACGAAUGGAUCGCUCGAUUACCACCAGGUCGUCUCAAUAAGUUUGUUGUCAACUGCUCCGUUUGUCAAAACGAGAAGAAACAGCAACAGAAUCAUCAGUCUGAGCAGGUUGUUGCCGAUGCAUUGGGUCCUUGCGAAUCUGGUGAACAAUCGGUGAGCUCCGCAAAUCCUCUUACUGUUGAUGUUGCCGAUUCGGAACCUGGAGUGAGCGGGGCAAGCCUUUUGCGAUCCAUGGCCCGAGACACGCUAAUGGAACGAAUGGCCGGUUUGGUGACCAACUGUCGCCAAUCCGCUGGAUCGUCUGAUUCAACUCUACCUUCUCCAUCCCUUCCAGUUGCAAACCUAAUAACAGGUGCUAACGAUAGUAAUGUAACCAUGACUCAAGCUUCUACUUCCCCUCGCUGCAGCCAGGGAUCCGCUUCACCAGUGGGCGGCCAGGACAAUGACUAUGAUAAUUGUGAUUAUAGUACUACCAAGCGAAUCCCACAGCUCGAUGGUACGGGCGAUAUAGACUCCGGUGAAGAUGAAACUGCUUUUCAGAAACGUACACCAUCAUCGUUGUCCAAACUAUACGUACCUCGUGGGCGCAACUAUAGUGUUAAUCCGCCAAUUUCUCGCGCAUCAGACGCCCUAUUGGAUGAACAUACUGAAUCGAGAGGAGAUUCACUGUCCAACGCAUCAUUGGCCCCUAGGCGACUAGUUCACUCGGGUGCCAAUACCCAUAGCACCAGCGGGUCUGGAUCGUGGAACACUCGUCCUGUCGCCAUCUGUAGUUCGCAGGAUUAUUCAAUCGGUUCGCGUACGGUACAUCGUCCGAGAUACCACGAACACGACUUUUUCCCUCGCAUUGGCAGUGCCGAUCCGGACAGGUUGAAUAACUAUCCUGGUCUACGUUUCACCAAGGCUACGGAAGAUGAAAAAUCAGCUAAUCGAUGUGCUCCUAUUCCGCCCACUAGUGCUGCCUGGCUUGUUGAAGAUGAAUCUGAACGCAUUUGGACCACUCCGCGUGCGCUUAUUUAUCGUCUGUUGACUCGUAUUUUGCACAAACUGUCCUCGCUUCCGACAAAUUCUUCACAUGCGACCACCCUUCGGCGAAUGUUGAGAUGGCUCAGUCAAAUGACCGAAUCAUCCUUUCCCUGGCUUAAUUUAAGUGAAAUGGCCAGUGAUGUGCGUGAUGUGCUUCGUCAAACCAAAGGUGAAUUCGUCCCUGUAUUGAGACAUUUCAAGCGACUUGCUCUGAUUGAACUACACGAGCUUCUUUGUCCGGUUGUGGCCCGGUUGAACGAGGUUCAACUGCAUGGUCGAAUGCCAGUGUCCGGGUUGCGUGCGGCCAAUAGUGUGCCAUCGGUGCAAUCUUUGCAUUCAACGAUCAUGCAGCAUUUGAAAUCCUAUCAUUCCCAGACCUUGUCACAGACCUCCACCCGAUUACCUGUGGACACUCCUUCGGAAUGGCGUGCCUUGAUGGAAGCUAAACUAUUCACCACACGAAUUCCAUCUAGCCAAUGUCACCGACCGCAUGAAUUGGAAGCGAUAGAGCGGAUGAGAAAUGAAGCUCGUGAAGAGCGUUGGGUCGAGCAUUGGUCAGCAAUCGAGGAAGAAAUGGUUCUUCAAUAUUUUCAGCGUCACCUUAUCCGUUUGGGAACUCGACUUUACCGUGAAUUUCAGGAGUCGGCAGGUCGAAGCAUAGAUCUAUGUGAACAGGGUUGUACGACUCCGUCUCACGGUGAGAUUCCGACAUGCAACAAACUACCGAGCGCAUCCAACACACAUUCGAAAGCUGUGGACUUGAAGAGAACUGCUGGCCACUCUGGAAAGCUAGUGACUGACGUGACCACCACCUCUGCUUCGCGGGAUCCAUUGGAAGAAGCAUUCCGAGAUGUAGAUUCUGUUCUGGCUGCUGAGCAACGAACGAAUUCCGAACUCCUCCCAUCGGCUAGAUCACCACAUAUUCAUAGUUCACCGCCACUGUCUGACGUCCCGAUUGAUUUGGACAACCAGAUUUCCUCUUCCCGUCCAACAACUCCCAUAAUUGCAAAAAUGGAACCAUUCUACUUUGCACGGAGUAGUUUUUGGACCGCUGCAGUCCACGUUAAUUGUGCUUUGUGGAGUAAUGAAGUGUACGAGGAAGAAACUGGUCAGUUAAUCGGUCUUUCCGAUGCGCUGCGUCGUGCACGAACUAGUGUUUGCGGAGACUGUGGCCGUUUCGGAGCUACAAUGGUCUGUUCAAAUGCGAAUGAUCCAACAUGUACAUUGCAUUCACGUGAUUCGGCGUUGGGUAAUGGGAACCCACGGUGUCCAGCAUCGACAGUUAGUCACCAAACGGACAGACCACAUGCUGUCCACUUCGCGUGUGCCUUGCGUCGCCGUCCACCAGCACCCCGUUCGGUAUUCACGGCUGAUCGCUCAUGGUUCUGUUCACCCGAAUGUCAUCGUGCGACUGGUCGGAAACGUCUCUCCGAUGGGAUUCGAGAAAUGCGUCGAGCACGACUUGUGAACGGCCGCCGCGCGCCUCCAUCUCCAAAAGGAAAGUUAGCUCGAUUCGAUCUAUCAAGUGAUGGUGACGAAAGCGAAGACAGUGAGGCUGCGCGAAGAAGCAAUGCGCGUACGGUAGAUCCGAUGGAUGAUGCCUCCACCGAUCCACUCUUGGAUAAGGAAGAACUCAUGAGUUUGGAGAACACUGUAGCUGAUGACUUGGAACCUAUCAGCCUGGGUGAGCUGUUAGUCUGUCGACGAGUGUUCGUCCCAUCGGACUGCUUCGCUGCCUCAUUGUAUCCUGUUUCAGUCACCAAUCGUCUUUCUGCUUACAGACCGUGGAUGGCUCCUGAUGACAAUCCCAAGCUUCAGGCUGCUGCACAGCAAGCCGUGAAAAAUUUAUCUGUGUCACCCAAUUCCUUAUAUUUUCUUCAGUGUACCGGUUUGAAUGCCAGCAGCUUAAUCAUCACGAUCGGUUCUCUACGAAUCGAUCGACUCGGUGAAAUCGGCGAGGCUUCCGAUGCCUUAUCUUNUUCGGUGAAGUCAAGUUUAGGUGAUCCGAUGGGUGCUCCCCUGCGACGUUGGAAUUAUUUGUGCCCAAUCAAUUAUCGUGCACGCCGGAUUUUUUGGAGCUGCACAAAAUUGGAUGCUCGCAUUUCCUAUACUUUACAUGUGCGUCAAACACACGCCGUGCACAGUGCUGCCGCGAAUUUUUCUUUCGACUCUCCUCUGAAUCGACCGCUUGGCCGAUUGCAAGUUUCCGGUUACGAUACAUUCACUUCAGCGGCACAGGCAUCGAACAGUGGUCAUCUCCUGGAUAAGGAACUGCACGCUUUGGCAAAACCUCCCGUUGUCCACACACCGCGAACUUUCAUGAACGAGAAGUUGACUGCACCUCCACGUUCCGGAGUUUUGGCAGCUCCGUCACGUAGCUCACAAUCAGUCAUGGCGACGGAUUCAAAGAAUGGUGAUACCCCGUUGUUGAAUCCGAGCCCGUCUUGGCAUCGUUACGACUCCCAUUCAACUAGCGCUUCGUCUUCGUUAAAUCCAGUCUCCACUCACGCACCCACCAGCUUAUCCGAGCCACUCCGAAUGAUUCCCAUUGCAUCCGCGGACAACAUCGUUGGCGAUGGUCAAAGUACAAACGUCGCUAACAGCGUGGUAAAUAGUAUGCCAAAUACCGCAGUGUCCGCCACCACGAAAGCAUUUAGCGCUAUGAGCGUCGUAGAUCCGGGUCAAGGUGUAUCGGGAAAGUUGUCCUGUCGCAUCAGUGCAUCAACCGAUCUGUCCAACACCAGUCCUCUUGAGCCAAAUCACUGUUCCUCCGUGAAGAUAGUGAAGACUGUCUCCUUGGCCAAACCCACACAGUUUGCUCAUUGCCACGCGGUGCAAACAGUUGCUUCCACCAUCAUCCGCUCCAGUAUGACGAACCCAGCAUACCCAUUGAUUUUGCCACCUGUGCCUAAACCUGUAAGCACAGCUUCCUCGUUAUCCAAGCUGCUUCGUGCACCUCACAUGUUCAACUUAAACCUGGCCCAUAUAUCUCGCGAUCCAGACGGUACAUUUGAUAUUGACGAGGACUAUAACCCUGCCGGUUCAAUGGAUCAUCCGGCUCGUAAACGUUCCCGGUCGUCAGUGCGCUACUUGCUACGACGCACUCCUUCUAUCACUUCAAACGAUUCCUCCAUCUCUGCAAAAUCAAUAUCCACGUCCAGUCAUCACCAUCGCCGCCUCCCACAUCGUAAACAUCGGCGGUCUACUUCAUCAUCUUCGACCCAUCCUGUUCAAAAACGGACUAAGCCCUCGCGCUCCGUGCCAAAACAAAUUCCGAAAUUUAUUCGAUCGCCCACUGUGUCGUCACGUACCAAACCCAUACAUCGUAGAUGGAUUGAGGAACGGAGUAAACAACAGGAACUUGCGCAUUUGGUUUCUAAAGCGAAACAGGCAAAUCAGGCUCGUCUCUAUCAGUCCGAAGUGGAAAAGCAUACACGUGCCUACCGUCUGCGCUUCGCCAUUGACGGGGUAGUUCGUGCGGCUGCUAACCCAGCAGUAGCGUGGCAAACUGUACUAGGUCGAGUUGCCGCUUUGCGCGAAAGACAUGGUCUGUCGCCGUUGAUUUUUUCAUAUGCUGACGGUUGGACUCAGUUUGGCCUCAAUCAUCGCCACGUUGUGUUCUUGAUUGAGCAAAUGCGCGGUGCUUUUCAUUGCUACCGCUAUCGUUUCGAAUAUCACCGACGUAAAGUGGAACGUCUACGACAGAAAUUCACUCCACCUGUCCCAUUGUCCGAAGGUUGUGCUCGGGCACUUAUGUGGACUAAGCCUCGAGCUCCGGCGCACCACGCACGUGAUCCUUUGGAUUUCUUAAAAUGUGCUGCCAAUCCUGCCCCACGGUCCAUGUUCAUACCACCUCCAACCAUGGCUUCUCAUUCAGAGAGUCCGAGUGCUUUCAUCACUCGCACACCCGCUGCGAUCUUGGGCUGCUCCACUCUACUCCUAAGUCCGGGCGAACCGACCACCAUGUUAUCACCAAACGAACAGAUCGUUUGUGCUGAGGCGGCAAGGCAGGCCGCUAGCCUCGUAGCUUCGCAACUCAAGCUGCCCUUACGCGUCCGAGAGGCGUGUAUCGCUCGCGCUGUAGUUCAGGCUACAGGAUUGCCGAUUGAUUCCACUGGUUCAGCGGAGUCAGGCUCCUCACGGGCAAUUGUUCGCCGUACAGCGGAUGGUGCUACGGCAGAUUCGGAUCCAUGGGGAGAUUCACCCAGCUGUUCCACAGAUGAUGAUGAGGAGAGGCAAUCGGGUGACCCCGGUGAUGAUAGUUUAGAUGGAGAGGAUAAUGAUAAUGAGAGAACAGUAUCCACACAGUUUAGACGUUUACUGUCCGGCUCGAUGGCGCGUCUGCUUCGGGUCACGGUACACCCAUCACGCAUCCAUGGCCGUGGCCUGUUCGCAUUGCGUGAAUUCCAGGAGGAUGAGAUGGUCAUCGAAUAUUUGGGAGAGCGAAUCCGUAAUCUGGUUUGCGAAACUCGCGAAGUUCGCUAUCGAGCGGCCGGCGUAGACUGUUACAUGUUUCGAAUCGAUCCGGACUGGGUAAUUGAUGCGACUUAUGCUGGGAAUGCGGCGCGAUUCAUCAACCACUCCUGUGAGCCCAACUGCUAUGCCAAAGUCGUGUCCGUAGACGAUAAAAAGCAUAUCGUUAUACUGGCUCAGCGGAGAAUCUAUCCGGGUGAGGAAUUGACGUAUGAUUACCGAUUCCCCAAGGAGUCGGAUAAAUUAUUGUGCAAUUGUGGCAGUUACAUGUGCCGGCGCUAUUUGAACUGA